GGACAUAUAAACCUCGGAAAGAAGGGUUAUAAUGUUCCAAAGUCGGGAACGGUGCAGGUGACGUUAUUCAAUCCCCUGCGAACUGUCGUGAAGAUGUUCGUCAUCAUGUAUGAUCUCUCUGAUAUGCCGCCAAAUUCGCAAACGUUCAUCCGCCAACGCACCCUAUACAUGCCUACGAAUUGCAAGGACACCAACCUGGAAUGGGGCCCAAAGUGGCUGAGAUAUUUAAUUCAUUUAAGAUUUAUGAGUUCAAAAUCGGGUAAGAUAUACCUGCACAGCGACAUAAGGAUGAUAAUUUUCCGCAAGUGCGACAUGGACACCGCGACGGCUCACGGGAUAGACAUGAGCUACGAGUUGCGCAGCUUCACGCACGCGCCCACCAAUCCCCGGUUCUCGCCGAGGAAGUAACCAGACGUCAACAUACUAGAAGUCAAUACAGAAAAUCGAGGAACAUCUUCGUCCAAGUACAUCCUUCAUCACAUUUGCCGUCAGCUGUUCGGCUGUUUCAUGCAGAGAUAAUACAUUUCCUUGUUAGCUCGAGGUCUAGGAACUACUGGGUGUUGUUGUAUCCGUCUCGCCAAAUGUACCGUGUAUGUGUCGCAACUAACCUUAAAUAUAUGUAUUUUUUUGACGUAAAGUAUCUCGUUGUACGUCGUUUCCUUCGAUAGCUAUGCAGGGUGUCCGGGAGGUGCAACCGAGGAAUUUAGGGAGUCGUUUUACUCAGUAAGUUUUUUGGUUACGAUGUCUACUUUUUUUCAGUGAAGCGAUUUUUUUCCAAUUUGUUAUACAUGUCAUUGGUAAGAAACUGCACCUAAGAAAAAUACUACACCAGAAUUCUGAAGCCUUGCAGGUUUUAGAUGACACUUAUUGGCUAGAAAAUUGAUUGUAACUGUUAUUUUACAUUUUUGUUUUAAUUUUGCAGAAUAGCCAAAUCUUUAGUAAAUUUUACAAAAACAUUCUGUUUCAAAUCAGUAACAAGAUAUUAACGUGUUUAAAAAAAUUGCACUAAAUGCUUUAUGAUUAUGUUUCCCGUUCAAAUUUUUUUGGUUUUUUCAAAAUUCCAUUUGCAACAUCAAAAAACAUAAAAAAUCUCACAUUUCUUAAUUUUACAACAAUUUUAUCAUGCAGGACUCAAAUUUGCCGGUCCCUUUGCGUUUAUGCUUAUUUAUUCUCGUUUCUCGAGCCUUCCAUAGCACUAGAUUGGAUUUUAUUUUUACCCUCAAACAGCUGCCUCAAAUCUGGAUUGUUAUUUGUUUUUUUAAGUCGUUUUUUUGCAGUUUUUGACUCUUGACUGAUCCGUUCCUUAAUCAAUUCAAGUAUGUACUUGCCGGUUCAUUUUGUAGUCCAAAAUGUAUUCAUAAGUAUUCGACAUCCAUUAUCAACGUAAGUUUGUGAUUGGCCAAGGAAAUCGUUGGAGACGUGGACUUAAGGAACGAUUAAAAAUGUUAAAUUGAGAUUUAACAGGAUUCAGUUGUAGCCUUCAUUUGUUUAACUGGAAUUCAGUACAAGAUACGAGAUUGCUGCGUCAUUUGCAUAUUAUAAAUAGUACAUUUUAUUUUCUUUCCAUCUUUGAAAGUUACUAUUUACUUUUAUCUAUAUUUUGCUGUUUUCAAGAAAUUUUCUGUCUCUAAAACCUUCAACUUGUGCAAAAGUUCAUUUCAUAGUCCAAAAUGCAUCCCAAAGUAUUCGACAUCCAUUAUGGACGUAAAAAUCGUUGGAGACACGGACUUAAGUGCACGAUUAAAAAUUGUAAGUUGAGAUUUAAUGGAAUUCAGUUCUAGCCUUCAUUUGUUUGACUGGUAUUCAGUACGAGAUAUGAACGAUCGUAAAUCAGCGAAAAUUUUUGUUGGGAGCUAGAUUGCUGGGUUAUUUGCAUGUUAUAAAUAGUAAAUUUUAUUUUCCUUCCAGUGUAAAUCUUUCAAAGCUAUUAUUUACUUUUAUCCGUAUUUUUCUGUUUUCAAGAAAUUUUCUGUCUAAAACUUUCAACUUGUGGAAAAGUUCAUUUCGCAGUCCAAAAUGCAUUCUAAGGAAUUCGAUAUCCAUUGCUGACAUACGUGAAAAUUGUGGAAGACAUGGGCUGCAGACUUUUUUUUUGUUCCUCGCACCAAUGUAAAUCUUUCGGAAUGCCAUUAUUUACUUUUCAUAUUUUUCGGUUUUCAAGAAAUCUCCUGAUUAGAUGUAUUGUCCGGAGUGUUUAAAACUUGUAACUUGUACAAAAGGCUAUCGAAGGCUUUUUAACAUUGAGAAAAAUGCCCGUUUUUGUGUGCAAGUAUGUUGCAAUUUGCAGAUUGAAAGUGAGAACAGAUGUAUCGUUGCACUUUUCCAUCAAAAAAUGUACUGAAAGAUUAGAAUUUUGAAUUUUUAGGCUGGUCUCCAAAUAUUGAUUGCAUUUUUUCUCGGUACCGGUUAAAUUCUACUUAAUUAUAUCAAAAGAAUCUUUCUGUAACAUUUUUUAAUGACCGUCAAUUAUAAGCUGCUUAGUUUUUUGAAAAAUCAAAUGAAAAAAGUUAUGAUAAAUAUUUUGUUACAGAAUUUUGAUGCUCUUUUUCUCAUAAAUGCUGUUUGCCACCAAUAAUAAACGUGUUAAAUUUGAAAAAAAUCGCAUGACGAAAAAAAUUCUAACCAUAUUUUAAUUAAAAAAAUUUAUGCAACUUUGUCAAUGUCGAGUUAUUUUUACGACUGUAAAAUUUGUUGCUCACGAUUUCUGGACACUCUGUAUAGGAGUCAAUUUUUUCCGAUAUUCCCAAAGCACUUUUCCCAGGAAUUUAAAAUUUCCAUUUUUCUUAUCCCAAACGCUGAAUUUACCGAAGUAAGCGAACGGCAUCGAUUCGUCAUUUUCUAAACUGAAUUUUAAGGUUAAUUGUGUACAACACGUAGAGUGUUGUAGGGUAGAUACACAGUAUUAACACAUUAAUGUUUUCAGCGCUGGCAACUUAAGCGACACUUUUCAUUAAGCACAAACGAGUGUCGUUUGUCGAGAAUGUUGUUUUGUUAGUGUAAUAAUAAGUGCAUCAUGAUUUUUUUUUUACUUUUUUAUAAGUUAAAAAAAAGUUACCAUUUUAAUUCAGUUACAGUUACAAUACUUAUUCGAUUAUUCAAUAGAUGGAAAGCAAGGGGUUUCCGUUUUAUGUGGAUAUUUAUUUGGAAGGUCUAGUAUGUUUAACCCCUUAAACGAUUUAUUUUUCCGGCAAAAUUUUGACGUUAUUGUGAAUCGUAGCUAAGAUCGUGGAUUAGGACAAUGUGUUGUGAUAAAUUAAAAAAGUUAUAUGAUA
Anoplophora glabripennis (Asian longhorned beetle) is the source of this 3272-nucleotide messenger RNA. RefSeq names its product protein FAM214A-like. The transcript has 2 exons. The annotation marks the transcript as partial. Lineage: Eukaryota; Metazoa; Arthropoda; Insecta; Coleoptera; Cerambycidae. The record is from RefSeq and is a predicted model, not a curated record.